Procambarus clarkii (red swamp crayfish) is the source of this 8463-nucleotide messenger RNA. Its product is annotated as beta-1,4-mannosyltransferase egh. Gene Ontology annotation, cellular component: cytoplasm. Gene Ontology annotation, molecular function: beta-1,4-mannosyltransferase activity. The record is from RefSeq and is a predicted model, not a curated record. Lineage: Eukaryota; Metazoa; Arthropoda; Malacostraca; Decapoda; Cambaridae.
UCGGGGGACUAGGAGCUAGAGACACAGCGAGUGAAAGUGUGUAUGUGAAGGGAUAUAUAGCGAGUGCGGGGGUGUAGAGUGAAGGAAACAUGUGUGUAAGCGUGAGUGGCGGCGCCUGCGUCAACUCAGUGCUGUGAGGGAGGUUAUAGUGUGAGGAGGGUCGAGUGUCCUGCUGCUGCUUCAGGGAGGACGGUGCGACCCGGUGUGAUGAGCCCCACCUGAAGACGCCCCUGACAAUAAAGACAUCGCCCCCUCCAUCACUCAGACCGCCAAUGGUGUAGCGUGGUUGAAGAGGAGGACCAUGCCGAGGCUAAGAUAACUACAACAUCCAUCACGCGGGAGGCACGAUGGUGGUGAGUCGGUUGAGCUCGGCCUUCUCGGAGACUCUGCACCUCACCAAACAUGUAGCCCAUGUGUCUCUCUUCAUCACAGUGGUGCUGCUUUUUGAAGUGGGAGCAGGGGGCUUGUGGGGAGACCCUCCCACUUCUGUAUCAUAUCCUCCUCUAGUCACCCUUCUCUUCCAGCUCCUCAGACUACUCCCUUUAUUGGCGUUGCCUCAGGCCGUUUUUAACCUCUUGGGUCUUAUAUGCUUUAAUGCCUUUCCUGAACGUGCCAAGCUGAAAGGCUCACCUCUUCUGGCACCUUUUCUCUGCCUCAGAGUGGUAACGCGAGGCGACUAUCCUGACCUUGUUAGGCAGAAUGUCAACCGCAAUCUUACAACGUGCCUGAGGGUUGGCUUGGAGAAGUUCAUGAUUGAGGUUGUCACAGACAAGAAGAUUGAUUUACCUGAAAAUCAGAGAGUUAGACAGGUGGUAGUCCCCUCCAGUUACCGUCCAAAGAGUGGGGCAUUGUUCAAAGCCCGAGCUCUACAAUAUUGCCUAGAGGAAGAUGUCAAUAUUUUGCUUGACACCGACUGGAUUGUCCAUCUUGAUGAGGAAACGUUGGUGACUGAUUCUGCCAUCCGGGGAAUUCUCAAUUUUGUAAUUGAGGGCAGACAUCAGUUUGGUCAGGGGUUGAUUACAUAUGCAAAUGAAAACAUACAAAAUUGGUUCACCACUCUGGCCGACAGCUUUAGAGUGUCGGAUGAUAUGGGGAAACUCAGGUUCCAGUUCAAGGUGUUUCACAAACCGCUCUUUGGUUGGAAAGGAUCCUACGUUGUCACACAGACUGGUGCUGAGCGACGUGUAACUUUUGACCACGGGCCUGAUGGAAGUGUAGCCGAAGAUAACUAUUUUGGCAUGGUAGCCCUUAGGGAAGGCUACUCGUUUGAUUUUAUUGAAGGAGAAAUGUGGGAAAAGUCCCCAUUUACUAUAUAUGACUUUUUGCAACAACGGAAGAGAUGGCUGCAAGGCAUUCUCCUAGUGGUCCACAGUCCACACAUACCGGUGAGCACAAAAUGGCUUCUGGCAAUCUCUCUCUACUCUUGGGUCACGAUGCCGUUGGCUCUGGCAUCUGUAAUACUUAGCACCAUAUUUCCAGUUCCUGUUCCUGGUGUUCUUAAUGUAAUUGCGGCAUUUGUUGGCGGUGUAAAUUUUUACAUGUACAUAUUUGGGGUGAUAAAGUCAUUCCGAGUCGACAGAGUUGGAUGGUUACGGAUGGCUAUGUGCAUGGCUGGUGCGCUCAUAACAAUGCCAUUUAAUUUCUUGGUUGAAAAUAUUGCUGUGAUUCGUGGAUUAGUUGGAAACAAGCACAAAUUUUACAUUGUCAACAAGUUGACAGGGGCUCCUGAUAAAGUUGUUAAUACAGUUUAAAUCCAGUGGGCUUUGUCUGCCUAGUCAUGUCAGCUUCCCGCCCUUUCCCUUCCCUUGCUGCGAUUGACCACUACCUAGUGCCACGACACCAGGCCUUCUGACACUGUAAAGUAAUGGUGUGUGUGUGUGUUGGCAGCAGCAGGUGCUCUUGACGGGGAAAGCAGUGAUACAAGAUAAUUAAAAUAAAAAGUAAUUCAGCAUGCAAUGAAGUACACACACCGUUUUGAUUAAAGCUUGGUGCAUACGCUUCUUGUAGAUGUACAGUAUAUACCAAAUGCAUCUUGUUGCAUUAGUGUUGUGUGGGUUUCUUUAUAUGGACAUAAACAAAUACUUGUGCAGUAUUCUCAAAAUGUUUGCUUAAAAUUUGGGAUAAUGAUAUGCCAAAUAAUAUAUAUUUGGUUUAAGAGCCUUUCGUGCACAUGUGACUUUUUGCUGAUGGGAUGUGGGGAAGUGCUGAUAUUUAAAAUGAGUGAGUGCAAAAACAUUGACAGGUUUGAAUCUAAUCAUAAAUGUGGUAAAGAUAUGAUUACUAGUGCUCUAUUUGAGGUGCUGCCAGUUAGUAUUUGAAAUAUGCUCAGGGAUGUGAUCUUUGUAAAGUCCUGUAGCAAUUUUGCAAGUGUGUGGACAUGACGAGGUGCGAGUAGUAUGUAGCAGUGGUAAACAACGAAAGCUUAUAAUCAGGCACAAAUCAAAAUAGAGUUGCUGAAGCAGAGUCGUCGUUGACCUUAUGAUUCUCAUAUACAGUAUGUAGAUAUAUAUACAUAAUUUAAUAUAUAUAUAUAUAUAUACACAUACAUAUACACACACAUACUACUAAAGCAUAGACUGGUUAUUCAAUGCAAAUAAUAAUUGCCAAAUAAGGUGUGUGUUUGCACACGUUAGACCCCGUGCAGUGUCGGCAUGUGAUGGUGGAGCGCGCAUGCUUUACCUAUCCCCACCGUUGUGAUACCAUUCACUGCCAAUGGAAAAAUCUAAUAACCAGCUGAUAUAUAGGGCAGCAAUAUUUCCCAGUGCCAGGGCAUUGUCUUCUGUCUUUCUCAACUUGCAAUUUGUUCACAUAGCAGAUAGUUGAAAGCCAAUGUCAAUGAUAUAAUUUAUUAUAUUUAGUGUUGUCUAUAUUUUUUGUUACGUGUUAAUAUGUUGUAGUUUCACCUAGAUUUCUCAUUUCAUUGUGUUUAAUGUUCAUAGAGCAAAUGUUUUUGUACGAAUGAUAUUGAGAGACGAGUGUUACGUUAAUGUCUGUUGUUAAUGGAUCAUGAGUGGUUGGAAGAAAUGCUAGUAAUGUUAUACUGUACAUCAGUGAAGAUAACUACUAUGUCGCAUAAAAUAUAUUUGUAAACAAGGCGAGAACAUUUUUGAAAUAUCCAUUGUGUGAUACCAUAAGCAGUGUUUGCUAGAGCACGAUACCAUGAAAGUUGAACUUAUGACUUUGUGUGUGUGUGUGUGUGGGUUUGAGUGGGGGAGUGGUAUUAGUACUGGAUAUAUAAAAAUACAGUGUGUGUGUGUAAUAAAUAUAUAAAUAUAUAAAUAUAUAUAUAUAUAUAUAUAUAUAUAUAUAUAUAUAUAUAUAUAUAUAUAUAUAUAUAUAUAUAUAUAUAUAUAUAUAUAUAUAUAUAUAUAUAUAAAUUAUACACAUACAUACAGUAUAUAUAGAUAGACAGACAUAGAUAAUAUAAAAAUAUAAAAAUUACAGAAAGCUAUAGACUUUCUGGACACCUAUCUGGCUGUGGCUGUUGUUAGUUUUGAGUAUUUAUAAAAAAAAAUUGGAAUAAACUGAUGAGACAAAGCAAGUGGUCUGAAUAAAAAUGUGUGAUAAAGUGGAGUGUGGGAGUGGUAAAGGUACUUCAACAUAUGAGAGUACCUUAUCAGGCUUGAAAGAACAUCUGGUAAAUAGUAUGUCAUUCUAGAUAGAAUGUCAGUCUAGAUAAACUGGAAGUGUAAGCAGUUUAUUGGGAGAGAGACUACCCAAACUCGCCUCAUACAAGUGUUAACAUGUGCUGUAACAUCAUAUAAGCCUGAUAUUUUAUCAAAACCCAUGUUAUUAUCUUUUAAAUACAGUAUUUGAAUGAAUAAGUAACCCACCAAAUACUGAAUAAAUGUAUUCUGUUGUUUGCAUAUUAUAACAGGAUUAAGGAACUGAACCACCUCUGACCCUCACUAUCCAUAAUAAACCUUCCCCAGUUAGGGUUAAUGUGAGUGUGAAUCUUAUGUACCAGUUUUGUCCACCUGUAGUUCACAGAGUACGUGUAAGAGCCGCGAAAAUCCUAACGACAUCUGUAGUUCACGGAGUACGUGUAAGACCCGCGAAAAUCCUAACGACACCAUUUCCUCACAUUCUUUACUUGAUUAUGCCCACACACUGACAGCCAUACAUGGCGACACGAAUAUAUAGGCACUCACACACUGAUAUCUACACUCCCAUGACGGUACUGACACUUGCAUGCUAAUACCCACACCUGCAUGGUAAUACAUUACCCAUACACCAACACACAAAUCCACCCCACUCCCAAAACUGUCACUCACUUGUGAGUAUGCACAUGCACUCCUGACCACUAACACCCACACCCACUUGCGAUGCACACUGAUGCUAACACCAACACGCAGAAAAUAUCACAUUCAUGAGUACAAAAUAUAAAAAGAAGAAUUUUCCCUAUCAAAAUGUUGAUUUUGUCCCAUAGAAUUUCUGGAUGAGUAGCCAUGUAUCGAGAGACAAUGAGAUAUUCGUUCCGCCUCAGUUCCAAGGUAUCCAGAAAGGACGUGGUCGUCUGUAUACAUAUAAAUAUAACGUCGUACUUAAAAGUUAGAACCGCCCUACUAGGCAAGACCAUUUUGCUAACAGCCAGAAUGAUAAUAUAUGCAAUAAAAUAUUAAAAUUAGUUCACCUUUAAAAAUAUUAAUCUGAAAUUGAUAACAUGAAUUACAAAGAAAUCUAUGCCUAGGUUUUACUAGUUCAGCAGAGCAGCAUUGAAUAAUUUGCAUACGUGUAUUUGGGUUAGGUUGCGAAGUUAUAGAUGAAAAUAAACCAAAGUUGCUCAUCACUCUACAGUUAAAAUUAUAGAAAUAAAAACCAGUUUUAAGUGAUAUUUGAUUUAUUAGGCAAGUAGUUAUUAGGUAUGACAUACAGUGAGACAAAUCAUGAAUGGGUGUGAAUGAGUUAUGACGCAAGUGAGAGUUAGUGUAAGAAUAGUACAUGGCAGUGCCAUUUAACAGACCAGGAAGGUAUUUGCUACCAGGAGUGAGAAAAAAAAAAGUGCGAAGCUGUGUGUGUGUGUGUGUUGUGUGUUUGUCAUUGACGGUAGUGAUGAUCCGUUUUGUUCAUCUGGUUGUGAUGUCAACUGUAAACUUAAGAUAUUUGUUAUUGUGUAUAUGUUUACUCCUAAGAAUAAUUGGAAGUUAUGGUCUUAACCAAAGACUUCAUCCUAUUUAGUUUUGUCUUGUGUUGACAAAUAAAACUGAUUGCGGCAAUGUUUUGAUAGUGUGUUCUGUUCAUUGUUGUAAACAACUGUACCUCAAAAGUUGAGAGCCAGUGAAAUGUUGGAGUUCCAUGCCUUGUGAAUGUGUAUAUAGGUAGUAGCAUUGGUAUUCCUAUAAUAGCCAGUCAAAUCAUACUGAAAUAUUUUUCCAGUCUUCAAUCGGGAACAUAAACAGCAGUAGUAGCAGGAGGCAGCUGUGUAAUACUUGUGAUAGGUUGAUGUUUGCUUAAGUGUAAGACCAACUUGACACUAGUAUUUUAUAUUACAAAUUCUCAUUUAUUGAAAUGUAAGUUGACCAGACCACACACUAGAAGUUGAAGGGACGACGACGUUUUGGUCCGUCCUGGACCAUUCUCAAGUCGAUUGUCUUGAGAAAUGAGUGAAAUGUAAGACACAGUUUACAUAAUGUUGCAACAGCUAUCAAGAUUGACAGUAUAAUAUUUGAGACACAUUGGUGAAUUGAUGGUUAUAUGUAAAUAAAGCUGAGGAUGGGUUGAUAGUUAUUUCCAAAUCGAGAUGUACAUCAUAGCAUGUCUAAUGAUGCAGUUUCUUGUAUUGAUUUUGUGUGUCGAGUGAUUAUGCCUUUGAAUAUGUACAGUCAAACCGAGUGUGUGUUAAUUGUAAAUGUUUGUUUUUUUGCACAAUUAUUUUGAAAUAAAUAAUACAAAAAUUAAACACAAUGAAUAAAUUAAAGCUAAUUUUUCAAAAUAAGAUUUUGUGUUUGAUUAGGGUGAUACAUUUAAGUUUCAUAAUAGUGGUAAAAAAUGUAGGGCAGUGCCUUGAAUCAUUAUUGCCUUGAGCACGAUACUAUUUAGUUACAGACUGUAGAGGCAAGAUUUGAUAAGAAUGCAUUGUCCUUUGGAUAUAAGAAAAACUUGUGUAGCAUGUAAAUAUUAUUUCAUGUCACUCUAGAUACACAGUAUAAUUGUGUAAAUAUGGGCAGUGAAAAUGUUGAAAUGAUCAUGUUAUUCAUAAACACUUGUGUUAUUUGACAAGAACCACUGCCUCAGAAUUGAAAGUACAGUAAUAUCUUUUUGUUGAGAGGUUUAACACAACUUGUGGAUCAUGAGCAUCGCAUUUACUCAAUAAAAAUCAUGAGUUAUAAAAUUACGUUGAGACAAUGAUAAAAUAAUAAUAAUUUGCAAUGUGAUAGCCAUAAUUUGUGUUUGAGGAGAAAAUAAGCUAUGUUAUCUUGUGUUUUGUGCUGUGUUGGAGAUUAUUAACACUGCAGUGGAAUUUUUUUUAGGUAUGCAAACUUAGAAAUAAAAAAUUUUACCUUUUGAUUUUUUGAAGGCAUAGUAUGAUGUAUAGUUUUGUUUUGCACUUAUUUCAUAGUUGUAUUAACAUGUAUAUGUUUCCAACUGAAAAGUCGUGUGUAUAGAAAUUUACAAGUUUUGUGCAUAAUACACAUAGUGGGACCAGAAUUGACGGCAUCUCAACAUGUCGGUAUCCUGCAGACUGUUAUAAGAUUAAAACAUUCAUCAUGGUGAGUGUACCAGUAGCCUUGUUAAUUACUGCUUAUUUAUAAACCCCCCCAAAAAACCCACAAUUUUAAAGGGAUAUAAUUUGUAUUAAGAAUUAUGAAGCUAUAAAUGAACAUUGUGACCUAGUGCCUACAAAACAAAAUCCUUAAAGGAAUUGUUAUAAAGAUCCAUAAGAUUAUUGGUAAUACAUUUUUGGUAAAGUAAGAAAAUGGGCAAUAUCCAUGUUAUUGGUAAGUCAAGCAAAAGUGAUCUCGAUGUAGUAAAAAAUAAUUCAAAUUUACCACUAGGUUAAUUUGAUUGUUAGAGAAUGAGUGUGUGUAGAGAAGUGGCAAGAAGAAAUUAUUGGUUUUGUCAGGAGGGAUUUUAUGAAUGUUAGCAUAAAUAAUGUGAAAAAUAAAUAUAAGUGAAAUUGCAAGGUAAGGUGUUAACACAAUAAAUUGUUUAAUGUAUUUUGCUGUGCAAAUAUAUUUGAAAUAAUGGAAGUGGAAGGAGUAAUCCAAAUAAUGUGACAUUAUUGUUAACAUUAAAGAUGCUCUUCAUUGACUGUUUAUAAUGUUACAGUACUUUCUAAAGGGCAGAGGUGUCUGGCUUAAGUAGCAGUUUACCUCUCGAGGGAUUAUUAAUGUUAGGCGAUUCUCACAAACGGCACAUUAUCUUUCUCCAAUACUGUUAACAACAUCUAUACUAUUGAUUACGUGUGAAGAUGGAAAGUAAGUGUCCCCAGCUUGGUUUGGUUUUUGUAUUGAAAAUUAAAUUAUACUACCAUUGUUUACUGUGGAUGAUAGUGUGCAAAGUGUAUGUUUGAAACAAGGUCAUGGUUCACUUUGUAAUUAUUGUGAUUGAGGUGUUGAAAUGUAAACAUAAACGUUUCUAAAUACAAUGUGCUUUAAAGGUUUAAAAUUUAGGAACAACAUUUCUUAAGGGUAUUCGAAUGCAGAAAUUUGAUGUUAUAAAAUAAUGGAUUACAGUAGUUUAUGGGGUAUUCAAUUACAAGAAUAAAACUUGUUUAGUUUGAAUGUUGAUUAUUUUCUAAUUAGGGAAUGAGUUUACAAAAUUCGUAAGGUGCUGCUGCUCGCUCUUUGUUUUAAACGGUGGUGUUGUUCGUAGAUUAUUUGUAAUGUUGACUUUAUAAUACAAUAGUAUGUUGAAAAAUAUAAGAAAUAUGUUUUAAAAGUUUUGAGUCAAUUUGAGGUUUAAAGAGAUUCUGGGACAAUUUUCCAACAGUAUGAAGUGGAAAGAAGCUUGGUGUACAUACACACACUACGUUACUCACAUACCAAAGAUGGUCACAGGUGGUGUACUUUACCAACCCUAUAAUUUGAAGUGUAAGUAGCAUAUUUAUACAUUGAGUUGUAGAAUUGUUUGUGCCAAUAUAAGAGUACAUGGUUCUGGUACAUGUUGACCCAAAAGGUUCAAUUCACACUUAAUCAUAGAGGAUGCAAUAGAUGUAUACUGUCCGUACUUAAUGAAUAUUGCACGCCUUCCAAAAUUAAAUAAGCACUGGCUAAAGAGAGAUGUGGUAAUUUAUUAUCAUUUAGCUACUUUGUGUAGCAGAACAGUGAAUAUAGGUCACAAGAAUUGAAGCACAGUAGACUGAUGACUCAGUAUUUAAAUAAGUACAGUAAUGUGAUAGAUGAUUUUUCUUUGGAAUUACUGUAUAAUUUAUUUAUUAAAAGUUGCAGAGCUGCCUGCAACGUAUUUAUUAAAUUAGUUGUAUUCAGGAAACUGGUUGAUAAUAAAUUUUUUGAAUAAAUA